Molecule: messenger RNA, 3323 nt
Organism: Lotus japonicus
Lineage: Eukaryota; Viridiplantae; Streptophyta; Magnoliopsida; Fabales; Fabaceae
Product: cation-chloride cotransporter 1
Exons: 14
Coding region: 144-3128 (994 amino acids)
Biological process (GO): transmembrane transport; monoatomic ion transport
Cellular component (GO): membrane
Molecular function (GO): chloride:monoatomic cation symporter activity
Source: RefSeq, a predicted model, not a curated record
AUUCAAAACUGCUUCAAAGAAAUAUUAAAUUUGUUUACAUAGCCUCCAACAUUCAUUCAUAAACUUGUUCCAUUCACCACAUUUCGGAUUCAAAACAUUCAUCAUCAUCAUCAUCAUCAUCAUCUCUGUCACCAAUCCACACCAUGUCAUCGAAUCCAGAAAUGGGAGCAGACGACGACGUUGAAGCCGCCGGCGCAGACGGCGGUUUCCGCUCCCCGAUCGGCCGCAAGUACCGCCCUGUCUUAGCCAACGAUCGUGCCGUCCUCGAAAUGUCUUCCAUAGAUCCAGGAUCUUCCUCUUCGUCUUCCUCUGUCAUUCCAGAUCCCCCUCCUAAUCUCAGGAAAAUCAAUGUAGGUAGCAGUUUGAAUGCGAGUUCAGAUGCUAAAGAAGGGAAAUCUUCUCAUCCACCACAACCUAAUGGUCCCCAGCAGGAUUCUAAGCUUGAAUUGUUUGGUUUUGAUUCUCUUGUCAACAUUCUUGGUCUUAAAAGCAUGACUGGUGAGCAAGUUGCAGCACCAUCUAGUCCUAGAGAUGGUGAGGACAUUACCAUCCCUGCUGGGCUACCAAAGCCUCCUGCUCUCAGACUAGGUACAAUGAUGGGUGUAUUCAUUCCAUGUUUACAAAGCAUUUUGGGCAUCAUCUACUACAUUCGUUUCUCUUGGAUUGUUGGUAUGGGUGGCAUAGGAGGGACACUGUUGCUUGUUGCUUUAUGUGGCACUUGCACCUUCCUUACUGCAAUUUCAUUGAGUGCUAUUGCAACCAAUGGUGCCAUGAAGGGUGGAGGGCCGUACUAUCUCAUAGGACGUGCCCUUGGUCCAGAAGUUGGAGUUAGCAUUGGACUAUGCUUCUUCCUGGGAAAUGCAGUUGCUGGAGCACUCUACGUAUUGGGAGCUGUAGAAACAUUUUUGAAAGCGGUUCCUGCUGCUGGGAUUUUUAGAGAGACCAUCACACAGGUUAAUGGUACUACAAUUGCACAACCAAUUGAGAGUCCAAGUUCUCAUGACCUGCAAAUUUACGGGAUUGUUGUGACUAUUGUGUUAUGCUUUAUUGUAUUUGGAGGAGUGAAGAUGAUAAAUCGGGUUGCACCUGCUUUUCUUAUACCUGUUUUAUUCUCACUCAUAUGCAUAUAUUUGGGAAUUCUUUUGGCAAGGGAGGAUCAUCCCGCAGAGGGAAUUACUGGGUUGAGUUUGGAGACACUUAAAGACAAUUGGGGUUCAGAAUAUCAAAAGACUAACGAUGCUGGAAUUCCAGAACCUGAUGGCUCUGUAAGCUGGAAUUUCAAUGCAUUGGUGGGCCUUUUUUUCCCAGCUGUGACAGGAAUAAUGGCAGGUUCUAAUAGAUCAUCUUCUCUGAAAGAUACUCAACGAUCAAUUCCCCUUGGAACCUUAGCUGCAACUCUUGUAACUACUUUUAUGUAUCUUGUUUCCGUGAUAAUGUUUGGCGCCCUUGCUACUAGAGAGAAGCUUUUAACUGACAGGCUACUUACAGCUACAGUUGCCUGGCCUUUUCCUUCAUUAAUUAAGAUUGGAAUUAUUCUUUCAACUAUGGGUGCUGCUCUUCAGAGCUUGACUGGCGCCCCGCGUCUGCUUGCAGCAAUAGCCAAUGAUGAUAUUUUACCCAUUUUGAAAUACUUUAAAGUUGCGGAUGGCAGUGAGCCGCAUGUUGCUACCCUUUUCACGGCUUUCCUAUGUUCUGGGUGUGUCGUUAUUGGGAAUCUGGAUCUUAUCACUCCAACUGUAACUAUGUUUUUCCUUCUAUGUUAUGCUGGUGUCAACUUAUCCUGCUUCCUUCUCGAUCUUCUAGAUGCUCCUAGUUGGCGUCCUCGGUGGAAAUUUCACCAUUGGAGUCUGUCACUUGUGGGAGCAUUACUUUGCAUAGUGAUCAUGUUCCUAAUUUCUUGGUCUUUCACUGUGGUGUCUUUGGCCCUUGCAAGCCUUAUAUAUAAGUACGUGAGCCUCAAAGGAAAGGCUGGAGACUGGGGAGAUGGUUUCAAAAGUGCUUAUUUCCAACUAGCACUUCGUAGCCUUAGGUCACUAGGAGCAAGUCAAGUGCACCCAAAGAAUUGGUAUCCAAUUCCACUAGUAUUUUGCCGACCCUGGGGCAGACUACCAGAAAAUGUUCCCUGUCAUCCCAAACUUGCAGACUUUGCUAACUGUAUGAAGAAGAAAGGUCGUGGAAUGUCAAUAUUUGUCUCUAUACUAGACGGGGAUUACCAUGAAUGUGCUGAAGAUGCCAAGGCUGCUUGCAAACAACUCAGUACCUAUAUUGAUUACAAGAAUUGUGAAGGUGUGGCUGAGAUUGUUGUAGCCCCUAACAUGUCUGAAGGUUUUCGUGGCAUUGUUCAGACAAUGGGCCUUGGCAAUCUCAAGCCAAACAUCGUGGUGAUGCGUUACCCAGAAAUCUGGCGUCGGGAGAACUUGACAGAAAUCCCGGCCACCUUUGUUGGUAUAAUUAAUGAUUGUAUUGUUGCAAACAAGGCAGUAGUUAUAAUGAAGGGUCUUGAUGAAUGGCCAAAUGAGUACCAGAAGCAAUAUGGUACUAUAGAUUUGUAUUGGAUUGUAAGAGAUGGUGGUCUCAUGCUUCUUCUCUCUCAAUUGCUUCUUACCAAGGAGAGCUUCGAGAGUUGCAAGAUUCAGGUUUUCUGUAUUGCAGAAGAGGAUGCAGAUGCAGAGGGGCUGAAAGCUGAUGUAAAAAAAUUCCUUUACGAUCUUCGGAUGCAGGCAGAAGUCUUUGUCAUAACAAUGAAAUGGGAUGCAUCAGUAGACCCAGGGUCUCCGCAAGAUGAGUCAUUAGAUGCAUUUACUAGUGCUAAGCAAAGAAUUGGUGAUUAUUUAACCCAAAUGAAGGCCUCAGCAGAGAGAGAAGGUACCCCUCUAAUGGCGGAUGGUAAGACUGUAGUUGUGAACGAGGCGCAGGUCGAGAAGUUUCUAUACACGACGCUUAAACUCAACUCUAUAAUUUUGAGAUACUCAAGAAUGGCUGCUGUUGUGUUUGUAAGUCUGCCCCCACCUCCAUUGAGCCACCCAGCAUAUUUCUAUAUGGAAUACAUGGAUCUGUUACUGGAGAAUAUACCGAGGAUUUUGCUUGUAAGAGGAUAUCGUAGAGACGUUGUAACUCUAUUCACAUAGUUUGAAAUGGAUCCUAGCACAGCAAUCCUGUUUCUUCCUCAUUGUUUAUAUUUUUGUAGUUUACAUGCAAGGCUAAUUCUUUCUACCAAUUUUCGUGCUGAAGAGGAUCUUUUGUACCCACCAGAUUUUAUAGAAAAAUAUGAAAUUGUAUUCAUUUUUAGGACUUUUAAUUAUUUUCAUAGCAGAUGAGAAUUA